Molecule: messenger RNA, 732 nt
Organism: Fusarium coffeatum
Lineage: Eukaryota; Fungi; Ascomycota; Sordariomycetes; Hypocreales; Nectriaceae
Exons: 1
Coding region: 1-732 (243 amino acids)
Molecular function (GO): O-methyltransferase activity
Source: RefSeq, a predicted model, not a curated record
AUGCCUGACUACUCUGUUAUCGAGACGACUCUGGCUUCUAUAGCCGCGAGCUCAAAGACCAUCGAUCUCCUUCGCAAUCUUCACAAGCAAGCUCUCGAUGAGCCAGCCUACGUCAGCACAGAUGGUCCAGCAUCUACCGCUCUUGACAAGUUCGUCGCUCUUGAUCCUGACAAGUGCGCCUUCGUCUAUCUCCUGCUGCGUUCCAUGAAGGCCCGCUUCGUCGUUGAAGCAGGAACAUCCUUUGGCCUCAGCACUAUCUAUCUAGCUCUGGCAGUUGCGCAGAACUCUGGUUCGCAGCCAGGCAAGGUCAUUGCUACAGAGAACGAACCCACCAAGGCUGCUCGGGCUCGCGAGUAUUGGAGUCAAGCGGGGGAUGGUAUUGAGAAGUUUAUUGAAUUACGAGAGGGAGACUUGCGUGAGACGCUCAAGACGGACUUGCCGGAGGAAGUAGAUUUCUUGCUUCUCGACAGUAAAUUCUUAUCUGCUGAAAGUUUCUAUUUGAAAAACGUUACUGAUCGAGUUGUAGUCUGGACCCCGCUGGCUCUGCCUACGCUUAAGCUUGUGAAGCCUCGCAUGAAGCCAGGUGCUACAGUCGUGGUAGAUAACACGGAGGCUGCCAAGUCGGGCUAUAAGGAUCUCAUGGCUUACUUGAACGACUCUGCGAAUGGCUUCAAGCUUUCGACGAUUCCAUAUUCUGGGGGUCUCCUAAUGGCUGUCUAUGUUGGGAACUAG